Chlorella variabilis is the source of this 1114-nucleotide messenger RNA. RefSeq lists its product as hypothetical. NCBI's taxonomy places the organism in Eukaryota, Viridiplantae, Chlorophyta, Trebouxiophyceae, Chlorellales, Chlorellaceae. Bases 1 to 873 code for a protein of 290 amino acids. The record is from RefSeq and is a predicted model, not a curated record. The transcript is spliced from 4 exons. Gene Ontology annotation, cellular component: membrane.
AUGGCGUCCUCGCUGCACCAGCGCAGCAGCGGGAAGGGUGCCUCGGCCGCUGCCGCCCCUGCUCCCGCCGCUGCCGCUGCCGACGACAACGGCCCGCCUAAGGCCAGGCUGCGCGGAGCGAUUCACCACUAUGCCGUGUUCGUGGCGGCCGCUGUGGGCAUUCUCCUAGUGCUAGACGCCCAGUCGCCAACAGCCCGGUGGGGCUGCAUCGUGUACACCCUUAGCACCACCGCCAUGUUUGGCACCAGCGCCAUGUACCACCGCCCCUCCUGGGGGCCCAAGGCGCGGCAGGUGAUGCGGCGGCUGGACCACGCCGCCAUUUUCCUGCUCAUCGCAGGCACCAACACCCCGCUGGCGCUGCUGGCGCUGGACUCCACGCAGGCAGGCGGCUGCCUGGCUGGCUGGCAUGCCGCGGCUGGGCAGGGGCUGGGCGGGCAGCAAUGCAGGUCCUUUAGGCUGCUGGCGCUGGUGUGGGGCGGCGCGCUGGCAGGCAUCGCACAGUGCCUCUUCUUCUCGCAUGCGCCCAAGGCGGUGGCGGCCACGCUGUAUGUGGCGCUGGGGUGGGCGGUGCUGCCCUUUGCGCGGCAGUACCACGACGCCCUGGAGGGGCUGGAUGUGGGCCUCAUCGUGGCGGGGGGCGUCAUCUACAGCCUGGGGGCGGUUGUGUAUGCGCUCAAGUGGCCCGACCCGGUGCCCCACGUCUUCGGCUACCACGAGGUCUUCCACUGCUUUGUCACGCUGGCCGCCCUGCUGCACUUUGCCGCCGUGUACCGAGUGGUGAACUCGCCGCCGCUGAUGCGCGGCACCCUGAGCGCUCUGUCGCACUCCGCCAACUCGGCGGCGCUGCUGACGCCGCACGGCAGCAGCCCCUGAGCGCUGGCGUGCGCUGCCAGCGCAGCGGCGGCAGGUGUUGUGCCACUUCCCGCUCCCCUCACCCCCUUGUUGUUCCUGGCUGCUCAUCCCUGCCGAGCCUUUCCUACAUCAUACCUGCCCAACCCUUACCUGCCUGCUUGCUGCUGCUGCAUGAUGCCCUGCCAAGAUGCCCUGAACCAAUGAUGCCGGACCUAGCAGUUUUCUGUUGCAAAGGAAAGGAAUGAAAGCCUGUAACCCCCUG